UUUGGGAAGGGAUUCUGGGGUACUCCAUGCUGUUUCCGAAUCAAGGGCUUUUAUGGGAGCGAUUUUAGAUUGGAUGCCUAGUGGAGCAAAAAUUGCUGCUGCUGUUUAUGACCAAAAAGAAGAAACAAAGAGUGCAUCAAUAGUUUUCUUCGAGAGGAAUGGAUUGGAAAGAAGCUCAUUUAGUGUCGAUGAGGGAAUUGAUGCAAGUAUAGAGACUUUGAAGUGGAACUGCAAUUCUGACCUUCUUGCAGCUAUUGUUAGAUGUGAAAAACAUGAAUCCCUCAAGAUCUGGUUUUUCAGCAACAACCACUGGUACUUAAAGCAAGAAAUUAGAUAUUUGAGGCAGGAUGGUGUUCGAUUUAUGUGGGAUCCUACAGAUCCGCUCCAGUUGAUUUGCUGGACUCUUGGUGGCAUGAUCAUAAUCUACAACUUUGUUUGGAUUACAGCUGUCAUGGAGGACUCAACAGCACUUGUCAUUGAUGGCUCCAAGAUACUAGUAACCCCACUUUCACUAUCCCUGAUCCCACCUCCUAUGUUUUCAUUCAACCUAAAGUUUUCCACUGCUGUUCAGGAUAUGGCUUUCAGUUCGAUGAGUUCUAAGAACCACUUGGCUGCAACUUUGUCGGAUGGCAAGUUGUGUGUUGUAGAGCUUCCUGCUCUAGAUACGUGGGAGGAACUGGAAGGAAAAGAAUUCUAUAUAGAAGCUUCGUCUUUUGAAACAGGAUUUGGAUCUCCUGCACACCUUGUGUGGUUGGAUUCGCAUAUGCUUCUCAGUGUUUCUCAGUUUAAUAUCGGACAUAGUAGUAACUCUCUGGAAACCUCAUCCAGCAAGGAUGGGCUUCCAGGAUAUUACUUGCAGGAAAUGGAGCUCGCAUGUUCUGAGGAUCAUAUCCCUGGUUUAGUUACAUGCUCAGGCUGGCAUGGAAAAAUUUCUAAUCAAAUCUCUCUUGACAGGCUAGUAAUUGGGAUUGUUUCUAAUCCUGCUAAAAGAUGCUCUGCAUAUGUUCAGUUUGACGGUGGAAAAGUGUUUGAGUAUACUUCAAAGUUGGGCAUCACAGGAGGAGUUCCUCUUCAGGAACAUGAUGAUAUGAGAUUCUCAUCAUCUUGCCCUUGGAUGGGUGUUGUUCCUGUUGAGGACCAUGGGAUGUCAAAGAUUUUACUUUUUGGACUUAAUGACAAUAAUAAGCUGCAUGCUAAUGGGAGAAUAUUAUGCAACAAUUGCAGCAGCUUCUCAUUUUACUUGAAUUCUGCUGACCAAGUAAUCACAAAUUUGAUUAUUGCGACUACACAGGAUUUGGUGUAUGUAAUUGACAUUAAUGAUAUUUUGCAUGAAAAUCUAGAAUCUAAAUAUGGUAAAUUCCAUCCUGUUCUCAGGAAAAGAAAUGGAGAAGACGACGGAGUCUUUAUAACUAUGUGGGAAAGAGGUGCCAAAAUUGUAGGUGUCUUGCAUGGAGAUGAAUCUGCGGUUAUAUUGCAGACAACUCGUGGAAAUCUAGAAUGCAUCUAUCCAAGAAAAUUGGUUCUGGCCUCAAUUGUCAAUGCUUUGGUCCAAGGGCGUUUCAAAGAUGCACUGCUUAUGGUAAGGCGGCACAGGAUAGAUUUCAAUGUUAUUGUUGAUCACUGUGGUUGGAAAACCUUUGUUCAUUUGGCAGCAGAAUUUGUCAGACAGGUAAAUAACCUGAGCUAUAUAACUGAGUUUGUUUGCUCCAUGAAGAAUGAAAACAUGAUGGAAACGCUGUACAAGAACUAUAUAUCCCUACCAUCCAUAAAGGAUGAUAAGGUUCUGGAAUCUGGAGGCUUAAUGGGUUAUGAUGGUAAUAGCAAGGUCAAUUCUGUCCUGUUGGCCAUAAGGAAGGCUCUUGCGGAGCAAAUAGUGGAAAAUCCUGCCAGAGAGCUUUGCAUAUUGACCACCCUAGUUCGAAGUGAGCCCCCAGCUCUUGAAGAAGCUUUGAAGAGGAUAAAAGACAUUCGAGAAAUGGAACUGUCAGGUUCUGAUGACCCAAGGAAAAUAGCAUAUCCAUCUGCUGAGGAAUCUCUGAAGCAUCUUUUGUGGUUGUCCGAGUCUGAGGCUGUUUAUGAAGCUGCUUUAGGUCUUUAUGAUUUGAACCUUGCAGCUAUUGUUGCAUUAAAUUCACAGCGGGAUCCAAAGGAGUUUCUUCCGUUCCUACAAGAGCUGGAAUGUAUGCCAACUCUGUUAAUGAAAUAUAAUAUUGACCUUAAACUGCAAAGGUAUGAGAAUGCUCUCAGGAACAUUGUUUCGGCAGGAGAUGGUUAUUUCGAAGAAUGUAUGAACCUCAUGAAGAGUAAUCCCCAACUAUAUCUCCUAGGACUUCAACUAAUCACUGAUCCUGCUAAGAGGAGGCAAGUUCUAGAAUCCUGGGGGGAUCAUCUAAGUGAAAUAAAAUGCUUUGAGGAUGCUGCAACAACGUAUUUAUGUUGUUCAUGUUGGGAAAAAGCGCUGAAGGCCUAUCGUGCUGGUGGGAACUGGGGUGGUGUGCUGACAGUUGCUGGUCUUAUUAAACUUGGAAAAGAGGAGAUUAUGCAACUGGCACAUGAGCUCUGUGAAGAACUCCAAGCCCUUGGUAAACCAGGGGAAGCAGCCAAAAUUGCCUUGGACUACUGUGGAGAUGUCAACAGCGGGAUUAGGCUUUUGGUCAGUGCAAGGGAUUGGGAGGAGGCUCUGAGGAUUGCUUUUCUGCACAGGAGGGAUGAUUUAAUCUCAGAAGUAAAGAAUGCAUCUCUCGAGUGUGCCAGCAUACUGAUUGGUGAAUAUGAGGAAGGGUUGGAGAAAAUAGGUAAGUACGUGGCACGCUACUUAGCAGUCCGACAGCGAAGAUUAUUACUUGCAGCAAAGCUUAAGGCAGAUGAGCGGUCAUUAAAGGAACUUGAUGAUGAAACUGCUUCCGAAGCUAGCAGUAGCUUUAGUGGGAUGAGUGCAUACACCACAGGGUAUGUCUUUUAG
Ilex paraguariensis (yerba mate) is the source of this 2962-nucleotide messenger RNA. Lineage: Eukaryota; Viridiplantae; Streptophyta; Magnoliopsida; Aquifoliales; Aquifoliaceae. The record is from the annotation of a GenBank genome assembly.